GCUAUAUUUGUGAGAGACUGAGAGUGAGAGCAAAGAGAAACACUUGUGAUGCCAACUGCCAUGGCUGUCGCCGUGGCCGUUUCUCCUCCAUUUCUGGGCCGUACCCUUAGGAAAACCUUUUCUGGAAGGCGCAUCCCAAAUUCAGAUGUUCGGUUUAGCAUAAAAGCCAUAUUUUGGGGGCCAAAGAAGGCCGUUGAGCCCACCAAACAGGAGCUAUCCCUUGGAGACUUCAGUUUGUCAGAAUUAGGGGCGGAGGGUGAUACAAGUAGUUUUGACAAGGACAGAAAGCUGUCAGUUCGAGUGGUUUCAUCCAUAUCAGAGAUUUUACCACAUGAGUGGGAUGCUUGCAGUGUUGAUGCUGCAGGCCCUGACAAAUUUAAUCCAUUUCUUACCCAUGGUUUUCUUUCGAGCCUCGAGGAGACAGGUUGUGCAGUGAAGGAAACAGGAUGGGUUCCCCAACAUAUUGUUGCACAAGAUGAAUCUGAUAAUGUUCUUGGAGUCAUUCCUCUGUAUCUGAAAAGCCAUUCUUAUGGUGAAUAUGUCUUCGACCAUUCAUGGGCAGAUGCCUAUUAUAGUUGUGGAUCAAGCUACUAUCCAAAGUUGCAAUGUUGUGUGCCUUUCACACCUGUUACUGGCCCAAGGAUCUUAGUUCGUAACACAAGUUACCGGGAUCAGGUCUUUGAUAUUUUAGUGUCUGCAUUGGUGGCGCUGACAAUUAAGUAUCAGGUUUCAUCACUACACAUCACUUUCCCCUCUGCAGAUGAGGCGGGGAAGUUAAAAGAGAAGGGUUUUUUGCAGAGAGUGGGAAUGCAGUAUCACUGGAAAAAUCAUAACUAUAGAAGUUUUGAUGAUUUUUUGAUGGACAUGAAACAAAGUAAAAGAAAAACUAUUCGGCAAGAGCGGAAGAAGAUUUCUGCUCAGAAUUUGACCAUGAAACGCCUGCGAGGAUAUGAGAUUAAGGCUAAACACUGGGACACAUUCUAUAAGUUCUACCGGAACACCACAGACAAUAAGUGGGGAAGUGCUUAUCUAACAAGAGAUUUCUUCCACGAAAUGGCUUCAAAGCUGGGUGACGGGGUGUUACUUGUUACUGCAGAAGAAGGGGAUGAACUCGUUGCUGGAGCUCUUAAUCUUAUUGGAGGAGACACAAUAUACGGACGAUUAUGGGGAUGUCUUCCUCAUGCAUACUACCCAAAUCUGCACUUUGAAGCCUGCUAUUAUCAGGCCAUAGAAGCAGCGAUUGAACUCAACCUUGACAAGGUAGAGGCUGGAGCGCAAGGUGAGCAUAAGAUCCAGAGAGGUUAUAUGCCGGUAGCGACCUACAGCUGCCACUAUAUCUUGGAUGAAGACUUCAGGAAGUCGAUUUCAAAUUUCUUGAUACGAGAACAAGCUCAGCUCGAGUAUGUUAUGAAAGUGUUGCGUGAAUCUGGGCCGUUUAAGGACAAUGCCACUUGAAGUGGUGAGCGACAGAACACCAAUAGGGAAGAGACGGCAGUAUUGCCAUUGCCAACCCCUUUCGAUCGAAUGAAGUAUCAGAUGAGGUUGAUUACCAUACCUUAGAAGAUGGACAAGAAGGUUGACUAUUUAUAGUGUGUAGCAGAUGCAGGUGGACAGGGAAAAGCACAUUGUACAUAUGUUGCAGGGUAAAACCACCUUGCACAAAUUUGUAAAUAAUUCUACUUCCACACCCUUGCUAAUGUCAUGUGCGUCUAAAAAGCCACUUACCAAGCAAGUGGGGAUAUUUACUCCAAAGAAAAAAAAUUUAAAACAA
This is a messenger RNA of Salvia hispanica, 1771 nucleotides long. Its product is annotated as acyl-CoA. The record is from RefSeq and is a predicted model, not a curated record. NCBI's taxonomy places the organism in Eukaryota, Viridiplantae, Streptophyta, Magnoliopsida, Lamiales, Lamiaceae.